This is a messenger RNA of Paramecium octaurelia, 903 nucleotides long. Lineage: Eukaryota; Ciliophora; Oligohymenophorea; Peniculida; Parameciidae. The record is from the annotation of a GenBank genome assembly.
AUGUUACCAGAUGAAAAAGAAGCCUAAUAAAAUAAGUAUAGAGAACAAGUUAUACAUGCCGAAACUUUGAAUAUGAUGGCUAAAUACUAGUUAAUAUUUUUAAAGAUGGAAAUCUCUAUGAGAAAGGUAGCACUAAUACUAAAAUUAAAGUAAUACUAACUGUUUAUAGUAGAGGGAGCUAAUAAAAAUUUUAUGCCUUUAGAAAACUUAAGUAAACUAGCAGUUAUAGUGUUAAUCACUUUAAAGUGUUAUUUACUUAGAUAGCAUUGAAGUAUUAAUAAGUUGGAUUAAUUAUUCAAAAAAGAUAAAAAAGGAAUUUGCAUCAUGCCUUCUUAAAAAUUCGCCUAUUAUUUCCAAAAUACAAGAAUGAUAAAAUUAGAAGAUCAUUCUUAUAAGUCAUUGCCUCUAAGGAUGCUGAAAUUAAAAAUCUCUAAAUCAAAGAACAAGAAAUUACAGAAAAUAUUGCCAAUUAGAAAUUAAAAGAAUAGGAACUUUUAUCUAAAAUAAAACAAAAGGAAUUGAUAUUGACUUAGCUUGAAAAUGAAUUAAGAAAGAAUUCUUCAAAUAAAACUCUAGAUUCUAAAGUAUUUAUUGAUUUUAUUAAGUUACGAAAUUUAGAAGUCGAAAAUCAAGAGAUGCAAGAUCGUAUCAUGGGCACUGAAGACUCUGUUAGUCUCUUUAUAAGAGAGAUGAAUGAUAUGUUAGAUAGUCACGAAAUUAGCACAAAUUUAGGUAGAGAUAUGUGAUAAUCCAAUAGGAAUAGAUUCAGAUGAAAAUUAGUCUUACGAAUAACCACCCUAAGUCAUCGAAUAUCAAAGCUAACGUUUGAAUUAAAAUUCAAGACAGCAAAAGUCUAAGAACUUUUACUCAAAUUAAUUGACAAGGAGUACUAAAAUUAAUUGA